AUGUCUCUUCCAAGAAGCUCAGAAUCGAACAAAAUUAAUACCGACAAAGAUCGUGAAAGCGUGGUUGUUGACAAAUUGUCAACAGGUAGCGUUGAGGAUGCAGAAAAAGUCGUCGACGUCGUGAAAGAUCCUUUCGAGCAGUAUACCCCAGAGGAGCGUGAAAUCUUGUAUCGUCAAGUAAAUGAUACCGAAGCUAAAUUGGCAGGAUAUAUGCGAAUUUUCACAUGCGGUGAUAAAUGGGACUAUAUGCUUCAGACAGCUGGCUGUAUCACCGCUAUCGGCGCUGGUCUUGGUAUGCCUCUAAUGUCUCUUGUCGCUGGUAAAUUAGCCAAAGCAUUUACCGAUCUUGCAAGUGGCCGCGGUGCUGCGACGUUUCAACACGAUGUCAACCAUUUUGUAUUAUAUUUCAUUUAUAUCGCUGUCGGUAUUUUUGGGUGCUCUUAUGUUUAUACAGUAACGUUUAUUGUCUCCGGUGAACGGAUUUCGCGUCGAAUUCGUCAACAAUAUCUGCAUGCGGUAUUGAGUCAAAACGUUGGUUACUUUGAUCGUCUCGGUGCAGGUGAAAUUACUACGCGUAUCACGGGCGAUACAAACUACAUUCAAGAUGGUAUGGGUGAGAAGGUUGGAUUGGUGCUUUUUGCUCUUGCCACAUUUCUGUCGGGUUUUGUUAUUGCAUUCAUUCGUCAUUGGAAGUUCACCCUCAUUAUUAGUUCCAUGCUUUUGGCCAUUUUAGGUGGUAUUGCUUGCGGUGUUAAGUUUAUUAAAAAGUACACAAAAGCCCAAAUAGCCCAGUUGACCAGCUCUAGUACUUUUGUCGAAGAGGUUUUAUCCAACGUACGUAAUGCGUUUGCUUUCGGUACUCAGGAUCUGUUGGCCGAUACAUUUACAAAGUUUUUAAUCCCUGCCAGACAGAAUGGCAUCAAAAAAUCUAUUGUUAUGGGCAUCAUGGUUGGAUGGAUGUUUUUUGUAGCUUAUGGUGCUUAUGGCCUUGCUUUUUGGGAAGGUGGUCGUCUUUUGCAUGCUGGUGAACUGACUGUCGAUAAAAUGAUCAGCUGUUUCUUUGCUGUUUUAAUUGCCUCUUACAGUUUGGCAAAUAUAUCUCCAAAAAUGCCAGCUUUUGUGAAUUGUUCAUCAGCUGCCAAAAAGAUCUUUGACACAAUUGACCGACAAAGUCCAAUUGAUGCAUUUUCGCCCGCUGGUAAAAUCAUUCAACAUGUUGAUGGAGAAAUUGAAUUGAAAAACAUAAAGUUUGUAUAUCCUACCAGACCCGAAGUUGUGGUUCUAGAAAAUUUUUCUUUGCUAUGUCCUGCCGGUAAAAUUACUGCUCUUGUUGGUGCAAGUGGUAGUGGAAAGUCUACUAUAGUAGGUCUCGUAGAGCGAUUUUAUGAUCCUAUUGCAGGACAAGUUAUGUUGGAUGGUGAAGAUCUCCGUGAUUUGAACAUUGCUUCUUUACGUGGUCAUAUCUCCCUAGUGCAACAGGAGCCUGUUCUUUUUGGAGCUACCGUUUUUGAUAACAUUGCUUAUGGAUUAACAGAUGAGAUGCAAUCAGCACUUACCGAAGAUGAAUUACGAGAAAAAGUUUACGAUGCUGCUAAGACUGCAAAUGCUUAUGAUUUUAUUAUGUCUUUGACCGAACAAUUUAAUACUAAUGUUGGCCAGCGUGGCUUUUUGAUGUCGGGUGGUCAAAAACAAAGAAUUGCGAUAGCUAGAGCCAUUAUUAGCGAUCCUAAAAUUCUACUCCUGGAUGAAGCAACAAGUGCUUUAGACUCGAAGAGCGAGGUUAUUGUUCAAAAGGCUUUAGAUAAUGCUUCCAGAUCUCGUACAACCAUUGUUAUCGCUCAUCGUUUAUCAACAAUUCGCAAUGCCGAUAACAUUGUAGUAGUCAACGCUGGAAAGAUUGUUGAACAGGGAACCCACUCUGACCUAUUAUCGUUAAAUGGUGCCUAUGCCAAAUUGGUUGAAGUACAGCAACUUGCUGAAACGAAUAACGAUAAUGUUGUCGAUGAGUCAGGAGACGAGCAAGUUGAUGAAGCUGUUAAAAUUGUUACGCAAAAUGAAGAUGAUAGUUCUUCGUUUGGUAAUUCGUUUUCCGCUCUUCAUGAAAAAGAUAAAGAUGCAAUCUCACUUCGCGCUGCUCCGCUUGGUCACUUACCAUUUGAUCCUGUUCCUGAUUUGCCAAAUAAAACUAUGGACAAUAUAGACGCGGAGACUCCAAGUGUUGACCUUGAUGUUUCUUCAAGCCUUGAGAGUAACUCAACUGAGAUCAGCUCUUGGAAAGCAUUGAUUUUUAUCCAUUCCUUCGUUGAUGGUGCUUUAGAAGCUAUGUGUCUUCUAAUCGGUAUCGUGGCAUCCAUGGUCUGUGGUGCAGCAUACCCCGUGCAAGCAGUAGUGUAUGCCAGGUUCUUGAAUAUUUUUACGAAUCUGAAUUCGCCGGAUUACUUUCAUAAGAUCAGUAUAUUUGGUAUUUACUGGCUAAUUCUUGCUAUUGCAGAAUUCUUCGGUUAUUCAAUAAGUGAAUUUUCCAUGUCUUAUGUACUGCAGUCUCUUUUACAACGUAUUCGCUGGCAUCUCUUCCGUACCUUACUUCGUCAAGAUGUCGAAUUCUUUGACCGUACUGAGAAUACUGUUGGUGCUUUGACUACUUCACUUUCAACUUCUAUUCAGAACCUUGAAGGCCUGUCAGGCUCUACACUUGGAACAUUUGUGCAGAUUCUUACAAACGUAGUUUCUGUAUCAAUUCUUUCACUGGCCACUGGAUGGAAACUGGCUUUAGUUACGUUAUCGACUUCCCCCCUCAUCAUUUGUGCUGGUUAUUAUCGGGUUGCUGCAUUGGAUCGGAUUCAGGAUAACUUGUCUAAUUCAUACAAAGCGUCAGCGGCGUUCGCUUGUGAAUCUACGUCCGCCAUCAAAACAGUUGCAAGUCUCACGAGAGAAUCGAAGGUGUAUGAAAGUUAUAGUGCAUCGUUGAUUAAACCCGGAAGAGAAACAGCCAUAGCUUCUUUGAUAUCUGGUUUGUUAUUUUCUGCAUCACAAGCGGUUACCUUUUUAGUCAAUGCACUCACAUUUUGGUAUGGUGCUACAUUGAUGAAAACAGGUGAAUAUAGUUUAGUCCAAUUUUAUACCUGCUUUAUUUCUAUCGUUUUCGGUAUUCAGCAAGCUGGACAGUUUUUGGGCUAUGCAGCUGACGUUACGAAAGCUAAAUCAAGCGCUGGAUCAAUUAAGCAUUUGUGUGAGAGUAGACCAAAAAUCGAUACCUGGUCUAAAGAAGGAAGGAAAAUUGAAUCUUUGGAGGAUUCCUCCAUUGUGUUUAAUGAUGUUAAAUUCCGUUACCCUACUAGGAAGAACAUCCAGGUAUUGCGUGGUCUCAACUUGACGGUUAAACCUGGUCAAUUUGUGGCAUUUGUAGGUGCUUCAGGGUGCGGUAAAUCUACAACAAUUGGCUUAAUCGAACGCUUUUAUGACUGCGAAAGCGGAUCUGUAAUAGUGGGAGGUGUUGAUGUCCGUGACUACAACGUUAAUGAUUAUCGUAAGCAGAUAGCUUUGGUAUCGCAAGAGCCAACUUUAUACCAGGGAACUAUUCGAGAGAAUAUUGUCCUCGGUGCUUCGAGAGAUGUUACAGAUGAAGAGAUCAUUGAAUGCUGUAAGAUGGCAAAUAUCCAUGACUUUAUCAUGGGUUUGCCUAAUGGUUAUGAAACGCUUUCUGGACAGAAAGGGUCUUCUUUAUCCGGUGGACAAAAACAAAGAAUUGCUAUUGCUCGUGCCUUGAUUCGAAAUCCAAAAAUCUUACUGUUAGAUGAAGCUACCAGCGCUUUGGACAGUAAUAGUGAGAAAGUAGUACAAGAAGCUUUAAACAAAGCUUCUGAGGGACGUACUACAGUAGCCAUUGCUCAUCGCUUAUCGUCUAUUCAGCACGCUGACUGUAUUUUCGUAUUUGAUGGAGGUGUAAUUGCCGAGGCUGGCACUCAUAAUGAACUUGUGAGCAAGCGUGGUCGCUAUAAUGAGCUUGUGGUUGAACAAGGUCUUGGAGCAGGAUAG
This is a messenger RNA of Schizosaccharomyces octosporus yFS286, 4035 nucleotides long. Its product is annotated as leptomycin efflux transporter Pmd1. Gene Ontology annotation, molecular function: ABC-type transporter activity; ATP hydrolysis activity; ATP binding. The transcript has a single exon. Gene Ontology annotation, biological process: transmembrane transport. Lineage: Eukaryota; Fungi; Ascomycota; Schizosaccharomycetes; Schizosaccharomycetales; Schizosaccharomycetaceae. Gene Ontology annotation, cellular component: membrane. The record is from RefSeq and is a predicted model, not a curated record. Bases 1 to 4035 code for a protein of 1344 amino acids.